AUGUUCCGGCUGCGGACCCUUAGAUCUGGUUGCGUGGGAGGACCCCUUCGUUUGACUGGGGCGCGUCUACUGUGGUGGGGGUACAAGGAAAAUGAACUUCACCGACUAGCUCGUCAGCGGCCGUGGUGGGAGAACGCGGCUAUUUUUGCCGGGCUUCUCUGCUUUAUUCAAAUUACGAGUAUAUGCUACUAUUUUGGUAACCGCCUGUACCAAACCUGGCGGCCCUCUGGCAAUAAUCUCUACGUUAAUAAGGCGAUUGAUACGAAGGUUUUUGCGCGUCCUGACCUGUCUGUGGCUGCGGUGCGCAUGGUUAUCCAUCAUGCACUCUCAGGUACUCAGACACCAUUUGGAGCCCCCAUGGUGUAUCCGGAAUACAUGCGCCCUGAGGCAGAGGAACUAAUGAGAUUUGUCUUUGAGUUGCACCGUGAACAGCCCAUGUUCUCUAUUCCUGAUCUUUGGGCAAUGCUGUCAGCAAAGGCACUCGCACGCCUGGGUGGGCCAAACAUUUCAGUGCAUCGCGGCAGACCAAACCCUCCGGAAGAUUUAACAGUGGAAAAACUUCUAGUUGAGACGCCUUCCCUCGUACCGGAAGGGAAACGCGAUGCACUUGCAAUGAAGCGAUUGCUUGCGGGACAGGGAUUUUCUGUAGAGGAAAUUGUUGGCAUGAUUGGUGGGAUUAGGGCGUUGGGCUUUCAUGAUAGCUCAGGAUUUCAUACAAAAGAAGAGGUGAAGCCACAAAUGCGCCGUCACCCAAGUUUGAUGGGACCCCAAGAGGAUGUUUUUCAUCUUCCGGAGACGAUGGAAAAGUGUACUUUGGACCCCUACGUGUUUGGUGGGGAAUAUUUUGAUCUUUUAUUGGAUUAUAACUGGCGGCAGCGAAGUCGUAUCGGUUGGCGGCGUGGCGCCUUUCGCUGUGAUGAAAAGGAUCGCAAACGUGACAUUACACUUCUGGACCCCUUUUCAGAACAGGCCGUGAUGCGGGAGCGGAAACGUCUGCAGGCGCAAGAACAGGCACGGGAAGCUGUGGAGCGGGCGGCUCAGAAGCGAGAACGGUUCAAUGUCGCUGAGGAGGAGGAGCCCGCGAUGGGGCGUGCCGGUGAGGCGCAGUUUAUUUCCGGCGUGGAACCGCAGGAAAAUGUGGAGGAGGACACGACCGACACCGUUGGUCUCGUGGUGGUGCCGGAGUUCAAGAGUCCUUGCUCAAGUGUGUCGAUGCGUGAGAUGGACAUGAUGUUGUUGGACGACGCACUCUUGACUGGGUGGCUGCAUCGCUUUAGCGCAAAUGAGAUUCGUUUCUAUGCCGUUUUUGGUAACGUGAUGAUGAAGAUUCAGGACUGGGGAUACGGUCUUAACUCUCUUUACAUUCCGUCGUGA
Trypanosoma rangeli is the source of this 1374-nucleotide messenger RNA. Its product is annotated as putative ascorbate-dependent peroxidase. Gene Ontology annotation, biological process: response to reactive oxygen species; hydrogen peroxide catabolic process; cellular response to oxidative stress. The record is from RefSeq and is a predicted model, not a curated record. NCBI's taxonomy places the organism in Eukaryota, Euglenozoa, Kinetoplastea, Trypanosomatida, Trypanosomatidae. Gene Ontology annotation, molecular function: heme binding; peroxidase activity. The transcript has a single exon. Bases 1 to 1374 code for a protein of 457 amino acids.